UGUAGAUAUUAAUGCUUGGGAGCAGAGCUACAUUCAAUACCGCAUAGAAGUGUAGUUAUGUGAAUAUCUUUAUUUACCGGUAUGCUUCGCUGUUAGCCGUUAGGUUGAAUGAAUCGUUGAGUGAUUGGCCCAUAUUGACCACCGGGGCGAUACAGGCCCAAAGGCUGGGGACCGAUAGCUGAACAGUCGCUGAGCGCCGCCUCUGACGUCCGCUGGACUCUGGACUCUGGCCUCUGGACUCCGGCUCUGCCUGCCUCGGACCGCUGCUCCGCCCAGUAAGUGUGCCUGCGCGGCCGUGCCGUCCGCCCGCACGCCGCCCGCGAUGUCGCUCGGAUCGGGGGCAGACAAGUCGGGCCCGGCGAUGGUGCGCUACUCGACCGGCCAGAUAUGGAUAGGGCGCCUGCUCAAGGUGGUCUAUCGGCUGCUGGGCCUGUUCUCCGACCUGGUCUUCGGCCUGGCGUACAACAAUCGUACUGAGCCGCUGCCGCCCAUCCGCAACAUGGUGCUGCUGGAGAGCGGCGUCAGUCUGGCGCGUAUGAUCCGCAAGGGCAAGCUCAAGAGCGAGGAGGUGGUGCGCUCGUUCAUGGAGCGCAUCCGCGAGGUGAACCCGAUUCUCAACUGCGUCACCGAGGACCGGUUCGAGGAGGCGCUGGCCGAGGCGCGCGGCGUCGACAAGCUGGUGGCGAGCGGCGAGCGCUCGGAGGCCGAACUGGAGCGAGACACGCCCUUCCUGGGCGUACCGUUCACCGCCAAGGACUCGAUCGCCAUCCGCGGCCUGAAGCACACGGCCGGCCUCUGGGCGCGCCGCCACUGCGUGGCCGACGAGGACGCGGCGGUCGUGCGCCAGCUGCGCAAGGCCGGCGCCAUCCCGCUGGCGCACACCAAUGUGCCCGAGCUGUGCAUGUGGUGGGAGACGUCCAACAAGAUCUACGGCCGCUCCUGCAAUCCGUACGUGACGACGCGCAUCACGGGUGGCAGCAGCGGCGGCGAGGCGGCGCUGCUGGCCGCCGCCGGCAGCCCGUUCGGCCUCGGCUCCGACAUCGGCGGCUCCAUCCGCAUGCCCUGCUUCUUCAACGGCAUCUUCGGCCACAAGCCGACGGCCGGUGUGGUGUGCAACGCCGGCCAGCUGCCGCUGGCCACCGGCGAGCUCGACACGUUCCUGGUGACAGGCCCCAUGUGCCGACACGCCGGCGACUUGCUUCCCCUCUACCGCGUGCUGGCCGCGCCCAACCUGCAUCUGCUGGCGCUCGACCGGCGCGCUUCGCCCUCUCAGCUGCGCUUCUUCAUCAUGGAGGAUGACGGCGGCUUCCCCCUCUCGUCGCCGGUGCACGCGGACGUGCGCGGCGGGCUGCAGCGCGCCGCCCGCCUGUUGGAGGGCGCGCACGGCGUGCGCGUGCGUCCGCUCCGACUGCGCGCGCUCUUCCACCAGCUGGAGAUCUGGGCGCACAAGAUGGGCAGCGUGACGGAGGCGCCGUCGUUCGCGGCGGAGCUGCGCGAGCGCUGCGGCGCCGUCCGGCCCGGCUGGGAGCUGUUCAAGUGGUGUCUGAUGCUGUCGGACCACACGCUGCCGGCGCUAUUGCUGGCGCUGACCGAGCGCCGCCUGCCCGCCGACACGGAGAGCAGCCGCGACUUCCUGCGCAUGUGCGAGGCACUCAAGGCCGAGUUUGAGGCGACGCUGGGCGACGAUGGUGUGCUGCUCUACCCGUCGCACCCGACGCCGGCGCCUUACCACCUGCAGCCUCUCUUCAAGGGCUUCAAUUUCGCCUACACGUCGAUCUUCAACGUGCUGGAGCUGCCCGUGAGCCAGGUGCCGCUGGGGUUGGGCUCGUGGGGCGUGCCGGUCGGCGCACAGGUGGUGGCGGCACGCGGCCGCGACCACCUGACGCUGGCCGUGGCCGAGGAGCUGGAGCGCCUGGCCGGCGGCUGGGUCUGUCCCUCCAAGAUCGAGUGAGCCGGCGGGGGUGGAGCGGGAAGCGGGCUAUGGGACCGGGUGAGGUGUCGCCCUCACUAGCUGGAGGCAGGUGCUGGAGGCUCCUGGUCAGAGCGUGGGGCGCUGGAGGAGCGCUCCUGGACCGGGUGCUGACCCAGUGGGCAGGGGAGGGCUGAAUACUGUGCCCUGACGUCUGAGGUGAUCCACCUGUCACCCGCGCUCUCUCCGGGUGGGCAGCACCUCUCCGUGGCGGGUGUCUUGUUGGGGUCGCAGGGCACGGAUAAGCGCUGUCCGCUGACUAACGGAUUUUGUUGUUCCCCCGGACUGUUAGUACACGUAACAUAUCUCGGCUGCACAUUUUGCGGACAGAUGGGAAGGACGAAUGCGUUGUGUGGUGUUGCCGGACGCUUCACGUGCAGCUGCUUCACUUCACAGGCUGAUUCACGUGCAGUUGCUUCACUUCACAGGCCGCUUCACGUGCAGUGGCUCCUCCUCACGGGCUGAUUCACGUGUAGUUACUUUACUCCACAGGCCGAUUCGCGUGCCGCUGCUUCACUUCUCAGGAAGCUUCACGCGCUGGCCAUUUUUUGAACAACUUGGUGUUGUGAUUUCGGAAAUGGUGUUGCGUAGUCUUUUGUUACAUUGUUUAUCCGCGCUCACACCACUCGUCUAUUUUAAGCUGCUCACUCCACUUUGUUGAUUGUAACGUUUGCAAGUGACGAUGACCCAGCGACCUGGGCCAGUACGCUGUAAGGCCCGGGCGUCGCCCAGUGAUGUGAAUCCUGUGAUUCUGAUGAUGGUUACGACGAUGUCCAGAUGAGCAACAGACGCAGGGACUGGUGCCAAGUGUUACGAUACCGUGGGCUGUAAUCACUGCGCGAUCUUCGUAGCUAAGUUCAGAUGAGCGAGUGUGACACGUUAGGGAGGGCUGAGAUGCGCUAGGAGCCGUCGGCUGGGUGAUGCUGCGGAGCGCUGCUUGGAAGCGGUCGAUGGCUGGCCAGGUGGCGCUUGCAGCCAGUGGCUGUGCGUGAUAAGGAUUGGUCCCGAUUGACGGCGGGCUCAUGCUUGUGACGGGUAAUGAUGGCAGGUUUAACAUCACCAACCCCGCCUAGCGCGACAUCAACGCACGGCAGGGGCUUUGUUCAGAAGCAGUCUGUUUGUGGUUUUAUGCCGCACGUUUUUACCGCGCUGUAUAGUGAGUCGGUUUUGUGUGUUGUUGCGAACUUGGCAAUGUCCGUGCGCGUCCGACUGUGCGCCCGCUCCAGCUGGCCCUACUUUCACGUGCACUUACAGCGCGUCAGCUUCGAAGGCCGGAGCGAUGCCUGAACUGCCUCUCGCAAGCCAUAGCUCACCUGGCCACAUCCUCUGCACCAGAGCGAGCGCUGUUUGAGCCAAUAAAGCCCCACUGUCA
Molecule: messenger RNA, 3341 nt
Organism: Pollicipes pollicipes
Lineage: Eukaryota; Metazoa; Arthropoda; Thecostraca; Pollicipedomorpha; Pollicipedidae
Product: fatty-acid amide hydrolase 2
Exons: 2
Coding region: 323-1951 (542 amino acids)
Cellular component (GO): endomembrane system
Source: RefSeq, a predicted model, not a curated record